This is a messenger RNA of Knipowitschia caucasica, 960 nucleotides long. The record is from the annotation of a GenBank genome assembly. Lineage: Eukaryota; Metazoa; Chordata; Actinopteri; Gobiiformes; Gobiidae.
AUGUACCUCGAACAAGCAUACCCCACCCCACUCAGUCAUACAGACCCACCUCAGAGCAGAACAGAGACUUAUAGGAGGGACAGACCUGAAGCCCUGCUCCCAUCACUCAUCAGAGGAAAAGUUGUGUGUGACAUUCAAACAGCUGCCAGGCUGGAGACAAUGCUGUUUGGUCAUCUCUGUGUGCUUCUGAUGCUGUGGGGCUGUGCUCAUGCAGGGGGCUACCCACCUAUAGCCCACAUGAAGUACAUGCAGCCCAUGAUGAAAGGGCCUGUCGGACCUCCAUUUCGAGAGGGAAAAGGACAUUAUGUUGACAUGCCACCUAUGAUAGAAGUCAAAGGGGAGCCAGGCCCCCAAGGAAAGCCAGGACUAAGAGGUCCACCUGGGCCUCCUGGACUGACAGGAAAGCCUGGACUGGGAAAACCUGGAAUCAACGGACCCCAAGGCCCUCCUGGCCCACCCGGGUUUCCGGGGAUUGGAAAGCCUGGUCUGCCUGGUUUGCCUGGAAAACUUGGACCAAAAGGGUUUUCCGGGGAAAAGGGAGAAGUUGGGCCUCGUGUGGUAAACCAGGACUUCCGGGUACUAGAGGUCCUCCUGGAGGAAGAGGUGAACCAGGGCUACAAGGCACCAGCGGAUCGCCGGGUGAACGUGGACUUAAAGGUGAUCAAGGACUGCCUGGAGAUCAAGGAGAACCAGGAGAGCCUGGGGACCCAGGUCCUCAAGGUUUACCUGGGCCUGGGGGUUUGGGAAAACCUGGAAUUGAUGGUUUACCAGGGUUGCCAGGUCCUGUUGGCCCCAAAGGUCCAGCUGGCAUUCCAGGACCUAAAGGGGAAGCAGGAUUUAUUGGCACUCCAGGACCAAGAGGCCAGUCAGGAAUACCUGGUCUUCAAGGGCCUAUGGGUCCGAUGGGGCCACAGGGCAUACCUGGACCCAAGGGUGAAGCUGGACUUCCAGGACCUGUAG